Molecule: messenger RNA, 1596 nt
Organism: Liolophura sinensis
Lineage: Eukaryota; Metazoa; Mollusca; Polyplacophora; Chitonida; Chitonidae
Product: nonsense-mediated mRNA decay factor SMG9-like
Exons: 13
Coding region: 112-1596 (494 amino acids)
Biological process (GO): nuclear-transcribed mRNA catabolic process, nonsense-mediated decay
Source: RefSeq, a predicted model, not a curated record
AUGUACGGCGCUGUGUUACCAUCUAUCAUGCAGCUUAGCGUUCGUUUUAUACAAGCGGAUACUUUCAAUUUUUCAUCAUAACUUGAGAAAGACUUACGUUGUUUCUCUAGAAUGGCCGAUUCAGAUCGGGACAGAGGUGGUCGGAGACGCAGACAUCGAGGGAGGCGAAGGGAACGCCCAGGGGAAAGAGAGGUAGAUGAAGGUUCAGUUGUCUCGGUAACUACUCCUAGCAAACCGCCGAUCAUUUUGGCCAAGCCUCCGAGUGAGCGGGGUCUGGAUGAUUCUCCCUCUUCUGGAUCAAGUACUCUGUCAUCCUCCAUGAUGACCACAACCCACAGAUCUGCAGACAAACCUGUUGUCAUGCUGAGGUCACGUGACGAAGGACGCUCCAUGCCCUCUGCCAACCUUCCCAGCAUUCCCAGUGCACUGUUGUCAGGAGAGAUGCAUGUUGGCCAAGGUUACCAUGGCCAUCCAAGGUCGGUGAUCUCCGGGCAUCCCACUGUCAGAGAAGGAGCACAAUCAAGCCGGCCUCUGAACCUCCCGGACGUACAAGGCUCUGUGAAACUGGUGGAUGAGAACUGGCAGUGGUGUGAUAAAGGCAUGGAGAUGCUCCUGGAUCAAACAGAUUACUUGGUGGUUGGUGUUGUGGGCUUGCAAGGGGUGGGGAAAUCUACACUCCUCUCUCUUCUUGUGGGGAAUUCUACAUCUGACUCUCCCAGGUCAUUUACAUUUCCUCCUGAGAGUAAGGAUGGACGUGAAAAUGGAUGUCAUCAGACUAGAGGUAUUGACAUGUAUGUGACAGGGGAGAGAAUCAUCUACCUGGACACACAGCCUGUGUUGAGUGCCUCCGUAAUGGAUCAUCUGAUCCAUCAUGAAAAGAAAUACCCGACAGAAUUCACUAGCGUGGAGAAUUGUGUUCACAUGCAGUCAUUACAGCUGGCCGCCUUCCUGAUGACAGUGUGCAAUGUGGUCCUUGUGGUACAGGAUUGGUUUGCAGAUCUCAACUUCCUCAGGUUUCUCCUAACAGCCGAGAUGCUGAAGCCAGCCUCCCCAUCAGGCAGCAGCCAGGAGUCUGGGUCUAACCCUGAGGAUUCUGACGACUACCACCCCCACCUGGUGUUUGUACAGAACCAAGCUUCCAGGGAGGACUUUAGCAUGGACACAUUCAGGUCUUAUCAACAGACAUUAAGCAUGCUGUUCAGGGACUCUAAGCUUCGCUGUAAAGGUUCCUUGACACUGGCUAAUGGCUCUGUGAUCUCAGGACUUAACAGGAAAACCAUUCGGUCAGAUGUGAACCUGUUUCUCCUGCCAUCAUAUGAUACAGCCACCUCCUUUGACAGAGAUAGCAUACUGACUCUGCUGCCAGAGUACAGAGGGUUCCCCAGCUUCAACACUCUGCUCAGGUCGCUCAGAGGACAGUUGUAUGGAGUCCCACGCUACCUUCUGACACACACAACUCUGUCUGAGAAAAAACUGGUGAAGAAAUCCCAGGUGAUGACAGAGUAUAACGACUCUGAUCUUACUGACACACAGGCUGUCUGUACAUGGGACCAGGUGAAGAAAUCCCAGGUGAUGAGGGAAUGUAACAGACUGUGA